Talaromyces amestolkiae is the source of this 1506-nucleotide messenger RNA. RefSeq lists its product as uncharacterized. Gene Ontology annotation, cellular component: SWI/SNF complex; NuA4 histone acetyltransferase complex. Bases 1 to 1506 code for a protein of 501 amino acids. The record is from RefSeq and is a predicted model, not a curated record. Gene Ontology annotation, biological process: regulation of transcription by RNA polymerase II. NCBI's taxonomy places the organism in Eukaryota, Fungi, Ascomycota, Eurotiomycetes, Eurotiales, Trichocomaceae. Gene Ontology annotation, molecular function: chromatin binding. The transcript has 3 exons.
AUGCGCCGCCACCAAUGGUUGGUCGACGCGGGCGGCCCAUACUUUUGGAGCAGGAAGCUUCCGCACUUCCUCAUGCGAACAACCCACGACAAUUUCGCUCGCGAGUUGACUUCGAACCAGGACGACAACGAUGAGGUCUCCGCUAUCGUCUUGGAUCCAGGUUACUCGACGACGCGCGCUGGCUUUGCCGGCGAAGACACGCCCAAAUCAGUUGUUCCCACCUACUACGGAAAAUACCCUGAAGAAUCUGACAAGUACAUCUUUGGAGACGACAUCUUCGUGACCCCCCGCCCCGGCGUUUCGAUACACAACCCGUUCGGCAGGGAUGGCAUAGUAGAGGAUUGGGACAUGGCCCAGAGACUCUGGGAGUACUCAUUCAAGUCGCGAUUGACAGGCGCCAAGCCAGGGAAUCCAAUUUACAAUGGCUUGAAUGAGGUUCCCGCUGAGGGCGAAGUACCCUCUGACGAGAUGGAUGUUGAAACCGAAGAGAAGCCUCUCGCAGAUAGCCCUCUAUUGAUGACGGAGUGUGGUUGGAAUCCUACAAAGGCACGAGAGAAGACAAUUGAAAUUGCCAUGGAGAAUUGGGGAACUCCCGCGUACUAUCUUGCAAAGAAUGGCGUACUCGCAGCUUUCGCGGCUGGUAAAGCUUCCGCCCUCGUCGUCGAUAUCGGCGCUUCAAACAUCUCCAUAACUCCCGUCCACGACGGGAUGGUUCUCAAACGCGGCGUUCAACAUUCACCCCUUGGAGGAGACUAUGUUUCAUCCCAAAUCCGGGCACUGUUCAAGUCCAACUCUCCACAGCCGAUUACUAUCACCCCUCAUUACCUAAUCUCAUCCAAGACUGCAGUUGAAGCUGGACAACCUGCUCAGGCUAUCUACAAAACGUUCCCAGCGGACAAGGCUCCCGACGCCUCGUAUAGGAAGCUCUUGGAAGAACGAACCCUGACCGAGUUCAAAGAAUGCGUCGUGCAAGUGUGGCCGGGACCAAACAAACUGUCAUCCACCGGACCAAACGGUAUCUCAAACGAAGACAUCGCAAAGGGCAGCCCCGGCCGGCCGUUCGAGUUCCCUGAUGGAUACAACCAAUCCUUUGGUGCGGAGCGGUAUCGCGUCACCGAAUCCCUCUUCGAUGCAAAGGCAUACAUCCAAGACCCCGAAUCUGAAUUUCCAGCACCCACCCCAGCACAAACGAUUCCAGAGCUCAUUAAGACCUCCCUCAACGCCGUGGAUGUUGAUAUUCGACCUCAUCUAUUACAAAAUGUGGUCGUCACCGGCGCAUCCAGUUUGCUAUAUGGUUUUAACGAUCGCCUAAACCAAGAACUGAUGCAACUCUACCCUAGCCCCAGGGUCCGUAUAUCCGCUCCUGGAAACACUGCCGAGAGACGAUUUGGCUCCUGGAUUGGUGGAAGUAUCCUGGCUAGUUUGGGUACUUUCCAUCAAAUGUGGAUUUCGAAGAAGGAGUAUGAAGAACAUGGUCCCAACAUUGUUGAGAAGCGAUGUAGGUAA